UUGACAAUUAAGCAUCCAAAGCUAAAAGCUCAGCCUCGACACCAAACAAAACCAAAACCAAGAGUGAAAAGCACGGCACUUUCUUUAUUUCAGAUUCUUCAGCCUAACAGGACUUUCGUCGAACACUUCUCGUGGCUUCCAUCGCAGAGAAGAAGAGAAGAAGCAAAAAUGGCGUACGUAGACCACGCCUUCUCGAUCAGCGACGAGGACAUAAUGGUGGGAACCUCGUACACCGUCAACAACAAGCCUCCCGUCAAGGAGAUCGCCCUCGCCGUCGCUCUCCUCGUCUUCGGCGCUCUCGGCAUCGUCCUCGGCUUCUUCAUGGCCGUCAAUCGCAUCGGCGGUGACCGAGCUCACGGUCUGUUUUUUGCGUUACUCGGGGCGAUCUUGUUCAUACCGGGAUUCUAUUACACUCGGAUUGCGUAUUAUGCGUAUAAGGGUUACAAAGGCUUCUCUUUCUCCAACAUUCCUGCCGUUUAGCUCCCAUUAUCAUAUACCUACCUACCUACCUCCAUGUACAAAUCUUUCUUCUUUUCCUCGUUGUUUUUUUUAUUUUUUUUUAUUUUUGUGGAUUAAUAUAAUGUGUAGUGUUCUUUGUAUGCUAAUCAAUAGUUGUUUUUUGAACGUAUUUGAUGGUUCAAUAUAGUCAAACUCUAUACUAAUAGUGAAAUAUUUGGCUGCU
This is a messenger RNA of Morus notabilis, 682 nucleotides long. RefSeq names its product transmembrane protein 230. Bases 169 to 480 code for a protein of 103 amino acids. Gene Ontology annotation, cellular component: endomembrane system. NCBI's taxonomy places the organism in Eukaryota, Viridiplantae, Streptophyta, Magnoliopsida, Rosales, Moraceae. The transcript is spliced from 2 exons. The record is from RefSeq and is a predicted model, not a curated record.